AUGUCUCCCAGCCUGUCAUCUCUGGAUCCAGAAUGGCCUCCUGGGACCGUGCGGCUUGAGGAUCUCUCACGGACAGGUGAUACUGCUGAAGUGAUCCUGCAGCCAAAGCCUACCAGAGAUCCCAAUGAUCCACUGAACUGGCCACUAUGGCGCAAAAAUCUCAACUUCGGCCUAGUGUGCUACUAUGUCGUGAUGGUGCUCGCACUUAUCAACAUAGCAACAGUAACCUGGGGUCCCGUUAACCUAGAACUCGGCUUCAGCUACGCCUUAUUAAACUACAGUUACGCAGCAGGAUGCGGUUCGCUUUGCAUUGGAGGUCUCUUCCUCAUACCAUUUGCCCUGAAGUACGGACGCCGACCGAUCUACAUAUUCAGCACCGCUUUCCAAUGCGGAAUCAGCAUCUGGUCUGGGAAGAUGCAAACGGUUGCCGAUCUGAUACUGGUCAAUAUUCUCAACUGCAUCGUUGGAGCACUCGCUGAAGUUCUAGUCCAGAUGACCGUUGCUGAUAUCUACUUUGUUCAUCAGCGAGGUCUGGCCAGCACUGUCUAUAUAUUUAGCAUGACUGUUGGGGCAACACUGGCGCCUCUUGCCGGUGGCUUCAUCACCCAGACUCAGGGAUGGCGAUGGGUUUGGUGGUGGCUGGCUAUAUUCUUUGGCGUGGGCCUUGUUGCGUUUGUUUUUCUCUAUGAGGAGACUAUGUUUGAACCAUCCUACAUUGAUGGUAUCCCGGCCUCUGAUCAGAAUGGCUCUAAACCAAUGCCUAUCAAAAAGAAUACCGAGCCAUCGGCGUUAGAAGAGUCAAGAUCGACACAAGAUGGUCCCUCCUAUGAGGCCGUUGAGGUUAACCACUCAAUCCCGGUGAAGAGCUACAGGCAGAAACUAGCACUGUGGACUAACUCUCCACUGCCAUUCUCUGCGGUAGCAAAGCACUGCUACCAGCCAUUCCUCAUUCUGUUCAGCUUUCCAGGUGUCUUUUUCAUGGCCCUCGUCUUUGGACUGAUGACCGCCUGCAUGACAGUCCCGGUGACAACACUUUCAUCAGUGAUGACGCUGCCGCCGUACAGUUUCAAUGCAUCCCAGAUUGGGUUGAUGGGACUGCCCCUAUUCAUUGGAACUGCCUUAGGAGCUCUAAUUUCUGGACCUCUAAGUGACUGGAUUGCUCUCUUCCUCGCGAAGAGAAACGGCGGUGUCUUCGAGCCAGAGAUGCGACUUUGGUUGGCUCUCGCCUUUACCCCGUUAGUCCCGGCAGGCCUAUUCAUAUUUGGUAUUGGGCUAAACAACGGCUCUCACUGGCUUCUGCCGGCGUUUGGCUUGGGUGUCACAUCUGUGGGUAGUUUGCCGGCUAGUAGUGCUGCACUGACGUAUCUUACUGACUCGUACACUGAGAUCAUCGCUGACUCACUCGUUGCUGUCACUUUCAUCCGCAAUCUCAUCUCAACAAUUUUUGUCUUCGCCCUUCAACCCUGGUACAAUAAGGUGGGAUUGACAUGGUUCUAUGUGACGUUUGGCUUGAUUGUCACUGCUUGCCUCAUGGGUAAUUUGUUAUUUAUCUAUUACGGAAAGAUGCUCCGCGCGAGCCGUGCAGCUGCAUAUAUCCAAUAUAGCUACAGGCAAUUCGGCUCGAGGCCAACUUAG
Molecule: messenger RNA, 1635 nt
Organism: Aspergillus alliaceus
Lineage: Eukaryota; Fungi; Ascomycota; Eurotiomycetes; Eurotiales; Aspergillaceae
Product: major facilitator superfamily domain-containing protein
Exons: 5
Coding region: 1-1635 (544 amino acids)
Biological process (GO): transmembrane transport
Molecular function (GO): transmembrane transporter activity
Source: RefSeq, a predicted model, not a curated record